CUCGCGUCUAUAGCGCCUCCCCCUCUGUAGAGCUCUUGUUGUAUAUUGUAACACUCUGGCCUGUACGCUGUCGUAUGUCUUCACGCCCUGCGACGCCAUCAGACAGCAAGCAUUCAAUUCGCCGAAGAUCUCAAAGGACUAUCACCCCAGCCCAAGCCCCUACCGAGGGUUCAUCAUCAAAACCACAAGAAACUAUGCUUGCAACAGCACACCAGUACUACCCCCAGUCCUCAUAUGGCUCACACCACUCAAUAUACGGGACCACUGGCUUUGAACAGUCGAAGGAAGUGUACCUGCCGGAUAGUGUAUUCGCACCGCCUAUCUCCACCUCGACUGCAGACACCUCAUAUCUCAAUCCCUCUUCAAGCGCCGAACACCCCUCAACAUUCGCCCUGACCGCGAGUCAAGGUCAGCAAGCGAAGAAGACGCCCGACAAUGCUUUAUUCGAGUCCUCGAGGCAAUCCUCUGCCACUGAUGCUCCUAUCAGCGCGCGGCUGCGCAGGCCAACAACUUCACAAGAGCAUCCCCCUACCCAACCAUCUUCAGAAGGUCAUUCUGCAGAGGAAACACCCGUUGUGCCGCGUAAAAAGCGAACUAGAACGUUGACGACGUCACAUCAGUCUUCGGUCUUGCUCGCUCUAUUGUCUAGGACCCCUUUUCCAACUACCGCCGAGCGCGAAGAAGUCUGGUUCCAGAACCAACGACAGAAGCAAAAGAAGGCAACACAGACCGGAAGUUUGGUUACACCUCCUCAGGGUGCUACGAGCUCUGCUCCUCUGCCACUCUCUC
Molecule: messenger RNA, 789 nt
Organism: Acaulospora colombiana
Lineage: Eukaryota; Fungi; Glomeromycota; Glomeromycetes; Diversisporales; Acaulosporaceae
Source: the annotation of a GenBank genome assembly